AUGGAUGCAGCUCCUUGUGGUGAUCCAGCAGCGAGCUCCCUGAAGUUCCGUGUGAAUGCCUUGGAGCAACAGGCGGAGCUGGCAGAUCUGAAGAGGCAGCUGGAUGCCGCCACCACGCUGGGGCAGCGCCAAGAGCAGCGGCUUCGGCAGCAUCGAACAUCAGUGCGAGAUUUAUCGCACCAGCUCGAGGAGUUGGAGCAGCGCGUGGAUGGUGUGCAGAAGCGAGUGGAAAAUGUGAGCAGAAGCAUUAGCCGUUCUGCAGAGGCGGUGGGUGUUCAGGAGAAACGGGGACAGCAGCUUGACCAGCUGGCCAAUUCUUCUUCACUCAAGCGUGGUGCAGCCUCGGCCCUUUCUCAUGGCUCGCCCAAUUCAACGCGUGUUUCAAACUCCAGAGCAGACGUCAAGAUCGAGGACAAGCUCGAGGAGCUGGAGAGGAGACUCUGGCAAGCCACGCAGGAGUUUGACCGGCGCUUGACGGAAGAGGCAGAGCGACGGUCGGCAGGACACGAAGAGGUCCUUGGUGUGUUGGGGCAAGGUGUGCAACAGCUGCGUUCAGAACAGGCGAGACACGCCAGUGAGCUCACAGAGAACUCCCGCACAGAGCAAAGACGUGUGCGUCAGAGCAUCAACGACUCGCAUGCCCAGCACCUCGAGCAGCAGCAGCAUCUGGAGAGGCUAGAAACUCGCAUGGACACGGCCAUUCAGGCCCUAACCUUCGAGUGCCAGACGUUGCACAAAUCUUUGCCGCGGAUAAUGCAUACCUCGGCGUCCGUGGCGCUGGGUGCCGAAGGAGAUGAGUCGGGGCGGAUGCGGUCCUCUUCCUCUUUGCGUGGCGGAGACCGGCCUCUACGAGGCGCAUUGAAGCAGUCCUCGUCAUUUCUCAGUGCCGAAGAAGGAGAUGCAUCCGGGCGGGUGCGGUCCUCCAGCCUUCCGCCCUUCCCACCUCAGGAGUUGCGUCGUGUCAGGACCGCUUCCAAGACCGAGGAGCUAGCACCCACCACAGAGGCUGCAUGCCACGGCCGCCACAGCCACCAUGGCCAAAAUCAUUGCCCCCCAAGUCAUCACAGUCACCACACUCACAGCACGCACAGCGCUCACCACCCGCACCAAACUCACCAAACUCACCAAACUCACCAAGCUCACCAAGCUCACCAAACUCACCAAACUCACCAUAGUCACACUCACCAGCACCACAGCAUCCCAGUGCCUUCCCAGCCACCUCCCCAGCAUGCCUGGACGUCUGCGGCUCAACACAAAAACUGGGCCCUUCCUGCGCUGCAGUAUACGCCUAUGCGCAUCUCAGUCCGCUGA
This is a messenger RNA of Symbiodinium sp. CCMP2456, 1311 nucleotides long. The record is from the annotation of a GenBank genome assembly. NCBI's taxonomy places the organism in Eukaryota, Dinophyceae, Suessiales, Symbiodiniaceae.